Molecule: messenger RNA, 927 nt
Organism: Maylandia zebra (zebra mbuna)
Lineage: Eukaryota; Metazoa; Chordata; Actinopteri; Cichliformes; Cichlidae
Source: RefSeq, a predicted model, not a curated record
AUGUGUCGAUCAGAGCAGAGAGACGUUGACCUAGACAUGGAAAACCUGCUGCUGCUGCUGCUGCUCCUUCCGUGGAGCUCAGGUAAGAGAGCAUGGAUCGUUCACGUACACGCUCCUGGUGAUGUCAGGUUGGUGGGAGGAGCCAGUCGCUGUGCAGGUAUACUGGAGCUGAAACAUCUGGGAGAAUGGAGACCAGUCAUUGGCUCAUUCUAUGACUGGCCGUUACGCCAGGCUGCUGACUCUGUCAGGCUGCUGAAUGGUUCCAGUCUGUGUUCAGGCAGACUACAGGUGAAGUCUAACCAGAAAUGGUCCUCAGUGUGUGAAGCUGACUUUGACCUGCAGGAUGCAGAGGUGGUCUGUAGGGAGCUUGGCUGUGGGCCUCCUUCAGUCCUCCAAGGGGCGCUCUAUGGAGAAGUGGAGGCUCCAGUGUGGGGCAAAGAGUUUCAGUGUGAAGGCCUUGAGUCUGCUCUCCUGGACUGUAGAAGCUCAGGCUCAGCUAGAAAAAACUGCUCGCCUGGCAAAGCUGUUGGACUCACCUGCUCAGAGCCUCUCGGGCUGGUGGGAGGAGCCAGUCGCUGUGCAGGUACACUGGAGUUCAAACAUCUGGGAGAGUGGAGACAAGUAGCUGGGUUUUACUCUAAAAGGACCCUGAAGGAAGCAGCUGUUGUUUGUGAACUUCUGGACUGUGGCUCUGCUGUUUAUACAGGAAAUACAAACAGGUUACCAUACAAAGCCAAAAGUGUGUGGUUGAUGAAACCUGAGUGUCUCCAGUCAGGCUCUGCUCUGAGAGAGUGUUUAACAUCACAUGUUGGACCUCCAUAUGGAGUACAUAUUAUGACAGAAUACCGUAGCCACAUGGAUCUCACCUGUUCAGGUAAGCCUAUCAGUGAUAUCAACAUCAUCAUCAUAUCAAGGUUGGUAGGGUAG